Molecule: messenger RNA, 10965 nt
Organism: Lathyrus sativus (Indian pea)
Lineage: Eukaryota; Viridiplantae; Streptophyta; Magnoliopsida; Fabales; Fabaceae
Source: the annotation of a GenBank genome assembly
AUGACAACGCUAAGAUCGAAUUGGCCUUCAAGGUUAAGGCAACUUCUGUCGAGUGAAGGUGCCACUGGUCCUUCAAUCAAGCUGGAUUCUGAGCCUCCUCCUAAAGUCAAAGCCUUUAUUGAGAAGGUCAUCCAGUGUCCAUUACAAGAUAUUGCUAUACCACUAUCUGGCUUUCGGUGGGAGUAUGACAAGGGGAAUUUUCAUCACUGGAGACCAUUGCUACUUCAUUUUAAUACAUACUUCAAGACUUAUUUGUCGUGUAGAAACGACCUGACUUUGUUAGAUAAUCUAGAAGAUGACAGCCCAUUACCUAAACAUGCAGUUCUGCAAAUAUUACGAGUGAUGCAAAUAAUUUUGGAGAAUUGUCCAAACAAGAGCACCUUUGAUGGCAUAGAGCAUUUCAAACUUUUGCUAGCAUCUACCGAUCCUGAGAUUCUUAUUUCGGCAUUAGAAACGCUUUCUGCACUUGUAAAAAUUAAUCCCUCUAAGCUUCAUGGAAAUGUAAAGAUGGUUGGUUGUGGUUCAGUGAACAGCUCUCUCUUAUCCCUAGCACAGGGAUGGGGAAGCAAGGAGGAGGGCCUGGGAUUGUACUCUUGUGUAAUGGCAAAUGAGAAAGCUCAAAAUGACGCACUAAGCUUGUUUCCUUCUGAUGUAGAGAUUGGCUGUGAUCAAUCUAAUUAUCGCAUAGGUACAACUCUUUAUUUUGAAUUGCAUGGACCCAGUGCUCAAAGUGAAGAACUCAGUGCAGAUCAGAGUUCUCGUGGCUUGAGAGUCAUACAUAUGCCAGAUUUGCAUCUCUGCAAAGAAGAUGAUUUGUCAUUGUUAAAGCAAUGCAUUGAACAAUAUAACAUUCCUUCUGAGCUCAGAUUUUCGUUGCUCUCUAGAAUUAGAUAUGCUCAUGCAUUUCGGUCUCCUAGAAUAUGCAGGCUUUACAGCAGGAUAUGCCUACUUUCUUUCAUUGUUCUGGUCCAAUCUGGCGAUGCUCAUGACGAACUUGUGUCCUUUUUUGCUAAUGAACCGGAAUAUACAAAUGAAUUAAUUAGAGUUGUGCGAUCUGAAGAAACCAUAUCUGGAUCUAUCAGAACACUUGCAAUGCUUGCAUUAGGAGCCCAGUUGGCGGCGUAUACUUCAUCGCACGAACGGGCACGGAUACUUAGUGGAUCUAGUUCAUGUUUUGCUGGUGGGAACCGUAUGAUACUCCUGAAUGUACUUCAGAGGGCUAUUUUGUCAUUAAAAAAUUCUAGCGAUCCAUCUACUCUUGCCUUUGUUGAGGCACUUCUUCAGUUCUAUCUGCAUCAUGUGGUUUCAACGUCAACCUCUGGCAUGGUACCUACAUUCUUGCCGCUUCUUGAAGAUUCUGAUCCUGCACAUGUUCAUUUAGUCUGUUUUGCUGUAAAAGCCCUUCAGAAGCUGAUGGAUUAUAGUAGCUCAGCUGUAUCUUUGUUUAAAGAGUUGGGGGGCAUUGAACUUUUGGCUCAGAGAUUAUGGAAAGAAGUACAAAGGGUCAUUGAGUUAGUUGGAGAAAAUGAUAACAUGUUUCUCAUUGGCGAAAGCUCAAGGCAUAGUACUGAUCAGUUGUACUCCCAGAAGAGGCUCAUAAAGGUCUCCCUCAAGGCACUUGGCUCUGCAACAUAUGCGCCUGCAAACACUGCAAGAUCUCAAUAUUCUAAUGACAAUUCAUUGCCUGCUACUCUAAGCUUAAUAUUCCAGAAUGUUGAUAAGUUUGGAGGCGAUGUUUAUUACUCAGCUGUUACUGUUAUGAGUGAAAUAAUCCAUAAAGAUCCUACAUGUUUUUCUAUUCUGCAUGAUAUGGGUCUUCCUGAUGCUUUUUUGUUGUCAGUUGGAUCUGAACUACUUCCUUCAUCAAAGGCUUUGACAUGCAUUCCAAAUGGUCUUGGGGCCAUUUGUCUCAAUGCCAAAGGUUUAGAGGCUGUUAGAGAAUCUUCAUCACUGCUGUUCCUUGUUGAUAUUUUCACUAGCAAAAAGUAUGUCUUAGCUAUGAAUGAGGCUAUUGUUCCUUUGGCAAAUGCUGUGGAGGAACUUCUACGUCACGUGUCUUCAUUGAGAAGUACUGGUGUUGAUAUUAUCAUUGAAAUCAUCCAUAAGAUUGCAUCCUUUGGUGAUGAAAAUGGUACAGGAAUUUCUGGAAAAGCUAAUGAGGGUACUGCAAUGGAAACAGAUUCUGAAGUCAAAGAGAAUGAAGGCCAUGGUUGCCUUGUAGGCACAUCAUGUUCAGCUGCAGAAGGCAUAAGUGAUGAGCAGUUUAUUCAGCUAUGUGUCUUUCAUUUGAUGGUAUUGAUUCAUAGGACUAUGGAAAAUUCUGAAACAUGUCGGCUAUUUGUGGAAAAAUCAGGAAUUGAAGCUUUGUUGAAGUUGUUGUUACGACCCACUAUUGCUCAAUCAUCAGAUGGCAUGUCCAUUGCUUUACACAGCACCAUGGUGUUUAAGGGGUUUGCUCAACAUCACUCCACUCCUCUGGCACACGCCUUCUGUUCGUCUCUUAGAGAGCACUUGAAGAAAACAUUAACUGGGUUUAGUGAAGCUUCAGAACCUUUGUUGCUGGAUCCUAGGAUGACAAAUGAUGGUGGAAUAUUUUCUUCACUUUUCCUUGUUGAGUUCCUACUCUUUCUUGCUGCAGCGAAAGACAACCGUUGGGUGAGUGCGUUGCUUACCGAAUUUGGGAAUGGAAGUAAGGAUGUUCUUGAAGACAUUGGACGUGUCCACCGUGAAGUUCUAUGGCAAAUUGCUCUACUUGAAAAUAAGAAGCAAGGGAGUGAGGAAGAUGGUUCUUCUUCUUCUGAUUCACAACAGGCUGAACGGGAUGCAGGUGAGUCCGAGGAGCAAAGGAUCAAUUCUUUCAGGCAGUUACUUGAUCCAUUAUUGAGAAGGAGGACAUCGGGAUGGAGCAUCGAAUCUCAGUUUUUUGACCUUAUAAACCUAUAUCGAGAUUUGGGCCGUUCCACUGGUUCUCAACAUCGAUCUAUUUCUACCGGGCCGAAUAUGCGGUCAAGUUCCAGUAAUCAGUUGCAUCAUUCUGGAUCUGAUGAUAAUGCUGAGAUUGUUAAUAAGAAGGAAUCUGACAAGCAUAGGUCGUAUUAUGCCUCUUGUUGUGACAUGGUCCGAUCACUUUCAUUUCACAUUACUCAUUUGUUCCAAGAGUUAGGAAAAGUAAUGUUGCUACCAUCCCGUCGACGUGAUGAUAUUGUGAAUGUAAGUCCUGCUUCAAAAUCAGUGGCUUCUACUUUGGCAUCAAUUGCUCUAGAUCACAUGAAUUAUGGGGGCCAUGUAAAUCUUUCGGGAACAGAAGAAUCAAUAUCAACAAAGUGUCGGUAUUAUGGGAAAGUGAUUGAUUUCACAGAUAGUAUGCUAAUGGAGAGGCCAGAUUCAUGCAAUCCUGUUCUGUUGAAUUGCUUGUAUGGACGUGGAGUUAUUCAAUCUGUAUUGACCACCUUUGAAGCUACUAGUCAGCUGCUCUUUGCAGUUAAUCGGGUUCCUGCCUCGCCUAUGGAUACUGAUGAUGCAAAUGCAAAGCAAGAAGACAAGGAGGAUACUAAUAACUCGUGGAUUUAUGGCUCUUUGGCUAGUUAUGGGAAAUUGAUGGACCAUCUUGUAACAUCAUCUUUUAUAUUAUCAUCAUUCACUAAGCAUUUGCUUGCACAGCCCCUUACAAAUGGUGACACACCUUUCCCAAGGGACCCUGAGACUUUUAUGAAAGUCCUCCAAUCUAUAGUGUUGAAGACCGUGCUUCCUGUUUGGACUCAUCCCCAGUUUGGUGACUGCAGUUACGAAUUUAUUUCUGCAGUUAUCUCUAUCAUUAGGCAUGUUUAUUCAGGGGUUGAAGUAAAAAAUGUAAGUGGCAAUGGUGGUUCUCGUAUUACUGGACCACCUCCUAAUGAAACAACUAUUUCUACCAUUGUAGAGAUGGGUUUUUCGCGGUCUAGAGCAGAGGAAGCUUUGAGACAUGUUGGGUCAAAUAGUGUAGAGUUGGCAAUGGAGUGGUUGUUCUCACAUCCAGAGGAAGUACCAGAAGAUGAUGAACUUGCCCGUGCACUUGCAAUGUCCCUUGGAAGCUCUGAAUCUGACACCAAGGAUGCAGUUCCAAAUUCAAAUGCAAAUACAACUGCUCAGCAGCUUGAAGAAGAGAUAGUCCAAUUUCCUUCUGUUGAUGAAUUGUUGUCUACUUGCACAAAACUUUUGAUGAAAGAACCUCUUGCUUUUCCUGUCCGCGACUUGCUUGUGAUGAUAUGCUCCCAGGAUGAUGGUAAACAUAGAUCUAGUGUUGUCACAUUUAUUGUUGACCGGAUCAAAGAAUGUGGUAUAGUUUCUAGCAAUGAAAAUUACAUCAUGCUGGCUACACUUUUUCAUGUUCUUGCUUUAAUUCUUAAUGAGGAUCCCGUGGCACGAGAAGCUGCUUCCAAGAGUGGAUUUAUCAGAAUUGCCUCCGAUCUACUCAACCAGUGGGAUUCUAGUCUUGAUUGCAAGGAGAAACAGCAGGUGCCAAAAUGGGUCACAGCUGCUUUUCUUGCCUUAGACAGGUUGUUGCAGGUGGAUCAAAAAUUAAAUUCGGAAAUCACAGAGCAGCUGAAGAAGGAAGUUGUGAAUAGCCAGAAGGCAUCAAUUACUAUCGAUGAAGACAGGCAAAGCAAGUUACAGUCUGCAUUGGGACUCUCUAUGAAGUAUGCAGAUAUACAUGAGCAGAAGAGACUUGUUGAGAUUGCAUGUAGUUGUAUGAAGAAUCAACUUCCCUCUGACACAAUGCACGCCGUUCUGCUGCUAUGUUCCAAUCUUACAAGGAAUCAUUCUGUUGCCCUUGCUUUUUUGGAUGCUGGUGGUUUAAGUCUACUUCUUUCUUUGCCAACAAGUAGCCUCUUCUCUGGGUUUGACAAUGUUGCUGCUAGUAUUGUUCGUCAUAUUCUUGAAGAUCCGCUAACACUUCGGCAAGCAAUGGAAUCCGAGAUAAAACAAAAUCUUCUAGCUGUGCCCAACCGGCAUCCAAAUGGAAGGGUCAAUCCUCGCAAUUUUCUUUUAAAUUUAGCUUCUGUGAUUUCGCGGGAUCCAGCAGUUUUUAUGCAAGCUGCUCAAUCUGUGUGCCAAGUUGAAAUGGUAGGCGAGAGACCUUACAUUGUUUUGCUUAAAGACAAAGACAAAGUGAAAGAGAAAGAAAAGGAGAAGUGUAAAUCAUUGGAGAAAGAAAAAGUACAGAAUAGUGAUGGUAAGGUUGGUGUUGGGCCUACUAACGCAGAAGCUCCUGGCACUGGUAAUGGCCAUGGAAAAACUCAGGAUUCAAAUGCCAAGAGUAUCAAAGGUCAUAGAAAACCUAGUCAAAGUUUUAUUGAUGUGAUAGAACUGCUACUUGAAUCUAUAUGCACUUUUAUUCCUCCCUUGAAGGAUGACAAUGCAUCAAACGUACUUCCUGGCACCACAACAUCAAGUGACAUGGACAUUGAUGUUUCUAUGAAUAAAGGAAAAGGAAAAGCAGUUGCAACCACGCCUGACAGUAACAAAACCAAUAGUCAAGAGGCUUCUGCAUCACUUGCAAAGACUGUCUUUAUCUUGAAGCUUUUGACGGAGAUAUUAUUGAUGUAUUCAUCAUCAGUUCACGUUCUACUUCGACGAGAUGCUGAGUUGAGCAGCAGUAGGGUCACUUAUCAGAAGAGUCCUGUUGGUUUAAGCAUGGGCGGAAUAUUCUACCAUAUUCUUCAUAAUUUUCUUCCACAUUCUCGAAACAACAAAAAAGACAAGAAAGUUGAUGGCGAUUGGAGGCAGAAACUAGCAACCAGGGCUAACCAGUUUAUGGUGGCUGCUUGUGUCCGUUCCACAGAGGCAAGGAAAAGGAUUUUUAGCGAGAUUAGUUCUAUCAUCAAUGAAUAUGUUGAUUCAAGUCAUGGUGUUAAGCCUCCGGGCAAUGAAAUUCUGGUUUUUGUUGAUCUGAUUAAUGAUGUUUUGGCUGCUCGCACACCUGCUGGUGCAUGCAUCUCAGCUGAGGCCUCUGCCACAUUUAUUGAUGCUGGAUUGGUUAAAUCAUUUACUCGUACUCUCCAAAUUCUGGACCUGGAUCAUACUGAUUCGUCUAAAGUUGCAACUGGUAUUAUUAAAGCUCUUGAGUUGGUUAGCAAGGAGCAUGUCCAUUCAGCCGAUUCUAAUGGAGGGAAAGCAAAACCUUCUGAUCUACAACAACCCGGAAGAAUAGAUAAUAUUGGUGAUAUGUCUCAGUCCAUGGAUAUGUCUUCUCAAGCCAAUCACGGUUCUCGUCAAGCUGACCAAGUGGGGCCUUACACAGGUCAGACCUAUGGUGGGUCUGAAGCUGUUACAGAUGAUAUGGAACAUGAUCAAGAUCUUAAUGGGAACUUUCCUCCGGCCAACGAGGAUGAUUACAUGCAUGAAAAUUCUGAGGAUGCAAGAGAUGUUGAAAAUGGAAUGGAAAGUGUAGGUCUACAAUUGGAAAUCCAGCCCCAAGAAAAUCUUGAUGAAGAUGAGGAUGAGGAUGAUGAUAUGUCUGGAGAUGAAGGCGAAGAUGUAGAUGAAGACGAGGAGGAUGAUGAGGAACAUAAUGACUUGGAGCAUGAAGUCCAUCACUUGCCACAUCCUGACACAGAUCAAGAUGACCAUGAGAUUGAUGACGAUGAUUUUGAUGAUGAAGUGAUGGAAGAAGAUGAUGAGGAGGAUGAGGAAGAUGAGGAUGGUGUUAUACUCCGACUUGAGGAGGGCAUUAAUGGAAUUAAUGUUCUUGAUCACAUUGAGGUUCUUGGCAGAGAUAAUACUUUUCCAAAUGAAGCUUUUCAUGUAAUGCCGGUUGAAGUUUUUGGAUCCAGACGUCCAGGGCGGACAACAUCUAUCUAUAGUCUUUUGGGAAGAACUGGUGAUACUGCUAUACCUUCCCGUCAUCCACUCUUGGUUGAUCCUUCUUCCUCAUUCCCCCCCUCUAUGGGACAAUCAGAUAGUUUUCUCGAGAACAAUCCAUCAGGUUUGGAUAAUAUAUUUCGAUCACUGAGAAGUGGACGCCAUGGGAAUCGUUUAAACUUGUGGACUGAUAAUAACCAGCAGAGUGGUGGAUCAAACACUAGUGUUGUACCACAAGGACUCGAGGAGUUGCUUGUCUCUCAAUUAAGGCAACAAACCCUUGAAAAUUCGCCUAAUCAAGAUGUAGCAGAAGCGGGUUCUCAUGGUAAUGUUGAAACCAGUCAGGCACAAGAUUCAGGUGGUGCAAGGCCAGACAUCCCUGUUGAAAGUAAUGCUAUUCAAGGAGUUAGUACAACGACUCCUUUAAUAAUUGAUAACAGUAAUGAGGCUGAUAUCAGACCUGCAGGGACAAGAGAGCAAACAAAUGUAUCAAACACUCACUCGCUGGCUGUUGAGAUACAAUUCGAGCAUAAUGAUGGUGCUGGGAGGGAUGUUGAAGCUGUGAGCCAAGAGAGUAGUGGUAGUGGAGCAACUUUUGGGGAAAGCCUCCGGAGCCUAGAUGUUGAGAUUGGAAGUGCUGAUGGCCAUGAUGAUGGCGGGGAAAGGCCGGUUUCUGCAGCUGGUGAUUCACAGGCUGCACGCACAAGAAGAGCAAAUAUGCCUCCGGGUCAUUUUCCCCCUGUUGGAAGAGAUACACCUCUUCACAGUGUUGCCGAAGUAUCUGAGAAUUCAAGCCGUGAUGCAGAUCAAGCAAGUCCAGCAGCAGAGCAGCAAGCAAAUAGUGAUGCUGGAUCAGGAGCAAUUGAUCCUGCUUUUCUAGAUGCUCUUCCUGAGGAGCUGCGUGCUGAAGUCCUCUCAGCUCAGCAAGGUCAAGUGGCUCAGCCACCAAAUGUCGAGUCUCAGAAUUCUGGGGACAUUGACCCAGAGUUCCUUGCUGCCCUCCCUGCAGAUAUUCGAGCAGAAGUUCUAGCUCAACAGCAAGCACAGAGGUCAAAUCAGUCUCAGGAGUUGGAAGGUCAACCCGUAGAAAUGGAUACAGUCUCAAUAAUUGCAACGUUUCCUUCAGAUUUACGAGAAGAGGUUCUGUUAACUUCAUCUGAUAAUAUCCUUGCCAAUCUUACACCUGCCCUUGUUGCUGAGGCAAAUAUGUUGCGUGAGAGGUAUGCACACCGUUACAGUCGUACCCUCUUUGGUAUGUAUCCAAGAAGUCGUAGAGGUGAGACUUCAAGACGUGGUGAUGGCACUGGUUCUGACUUAGAUGCAGUAGGGGGACCAAAUUCUUCACGCCGGUCCAGUGGAGCUAAGGUUGUUGAAGCUGAUGGAGCCCCACUAGUUGACACAGAAGCCUUGCAUGCCAUGGUUCGGUUAUUUCGCAUGGUGCAGCCACUCUAUAAAGGCCAACUGCAGAGGCUUCUUUUAAAUCUUUGUGCUCAUAGUGAAACAAGAGUAUCUUUGGUGAAAAUUCUAAUGGACUUGCUAAUGCUUGAUGUGAGAAAGCCUGUCAGUUCUUUUGGUACUGUUGAGCCACUGUAUAGAUUAUAUGGCUGUCAGAGCAAUGUAAUGUAUUCACGUCCUCAGUCUUUUGAUGGGGUACCCCCGCUGCUGUCUCGGCGAGUACUGGAAACCCUCACUUAUCUUGCUCGUAAUCAUUUAUAUGUGGCAAGUAAUUUGCUUCAGUCUAGGCUUCCGCAUCCUGAGAUUAGAGAACAAAAUAAUGCUAGUGACGCACGUGGCAAAGCUGUGAUGGUUGUUGAAGACGAAGUCAAUAUAGGUGAAAGUAAUAAAGGGUACAUUUCCAUUGCAGUGCUUUUGGGUCUUUUGAACCAACCACUUUAUUUGAGGAGCAUAGCCCAUCUUGAGCAGCUGCUAAAUUUACUGGAUGUAAUAAUUGAUAGUGCUGGAAGCAAGUCCACUCCAUCUGAUAAACCAUUGAUUUCGACUUCACAGUCACCACCGGGUCCUCAAAUAUCUGCUGUCGAGGCAGAAACAAAUACAGGUUCUGAUAUUUUGACUUCUAAGGCUGAUGCAUCUACUACGGUUAAUGAUUCAUCCAAACCCACACCCGUUGAUAAUAAUGUGGAAUCUGAGUCUCAGAGAGUAUUGAGUAAUUUGCCACAAUCUGAGCUCCGGCUCCUGUGUUCGCUGCUUGCACAUGAAGGUUUGUCAGAUAAUGCAUAUACUCUUGUUGCGGAGGUAGUGAAGAAAUUGGUGGCCAUUGCUCCAACUCAUUGUCAGCUUUUUGUCACUGAGCUGGCUGAAGCAGUUAAAAAUUUGACAUCUUCUGCAAUGGCCGAGUUACAUGUCUUCAGUGAAGCUAUGAAAGCUCUUCUUAGUACCACAUCUACUGAUGGAGCUGCAAUUUUGAGAGUUUUGCAAGCCUUGAGUUCCCUUGUCGCAUCACUAACUGAGGAUCACGGUGAUAGAGUUACUCCUGCUGUUCUUUCAGAGGUUUGGCAAAUCAAUUCAGCAUUAGAACCAUUGUGGCAUGAGCUGAGCUGUUGCAUAAGCAAAAUAGAGUCCUACUCCGAAUCUACAUCUGAGCUCUUCACCCCAUCUACAUCAUCUGCUUCUCAACCGACUGGUGCCAUGCCUCCACUUCCAGCUGGCUCUCAAAAUAUAUUGCCAUACAUAGAAUCUUUCUUUGUGGUUUGUGAGAAAUUGCACCCCACACAGCCAGGUGUUAGUCAUGACUCAAGUAUUCCUGUUAUUUCUGACGUUGAGAAUGCCAGUACAUCCACAUCUCAGCAGAAAGUAUCCGGACUUGGUGUAAAAGUAGAUGAGAAAAAUAUGGCUUUUGUUAGGUUCUCAGAGAAGCAUAGAAAGCUUCUAAAUGCUUUUAUAAGGCAAAAUCCUGGUUUACUUGAGAAAUCUUUCUCCCUCAUGCUGAAAGUUCCAAGAUUUAUUGAUUUUGAUAACAAACGGGCCCACUUCCGAUCAAAAAUUAAGCAUCAGCAUGACCAUCACCAUAGCCCCUUAAGAAUAUCCGUAAGAAGGGCAUAUGUUCUAGAAGAUUCUUAUAAUCAGCUUCGCAUGAGACCAACUCAAGAAUUGAAGGGAAGGUUGACUGUUCACUUUCAAGGGGAGGAAGGUAUUGAUGCAGGAGGACUUACAAGGGAGUGGUAUCAAUUGUUAUCCAGAGUUAUUUUUGACAAGGGAGCACUGCUUUUUACUACAGUCGGCAAUGAGUCAACAUUUCAACCCAAUCCUAACUCUGUUUAUCAAACAGAACAUUUAUCUUAUUUCAAGUUUGUUGGUAGAGUGGUUAGUAAAGCACUAUUUGACGGUCAACUUUUGGAUGUCCAUUUUACUCGCUCGUUCUACAAGCACAUACUUGGGGUCAAAGUUACAUACCAUGAUAUUGAAGCCAUUGAUCCUGACUAUUUCAAAAAUUUGAAAUGGAUGCUUGAGAAUGAUAUUAGCGAUAUUCUGGAUCUUACUUUUAGCAUUGAUGCAGAUGAGGAAAAAUUAAUCUUAUAUGAACGGACAGAAGUGACUGAUUAUGAGUUGAUUCCUGGUGGACGGAAUAUCAAAGUUACUGAAGAGAACAAGCAUCAGUAUGUUGAUUUGGUUGCUGAGCAUCGGUUGACAACUGCUAUUCGACCUCAAAUAAAUGCUUUCUUGGAAGGGUUCAGUGAAUUAAUUCCCAGGGAGUUGAUAUCCAUAUUCAAUGACAAAGAGCUGGAGUUAUUGAUCAGCGGUCUUCCUGAUAUUGAUUUGGAUGACUUGAGAGCAAAUACAGAAUAUUCUGGAUAUAGUGCUGCAUCGCCAGUUAUUCAAUGGUUUUGGGAGGUUGUCCAAGACUUAAGUAAAGAAGACAAGGCUCGGCUUUUGCAAUUUGUGACCGGCACAUCCAAGGUGCCUUUGGAAGGUUUUAGUGCUCUUCAAGGAAUAUCAGGCUCCCAGAAGUUUCAGAUACAUAAAGCAUAUGGAAGUCCUGAUCACUUGCCUUCUGCUCAUACUUGUUUCAAUCAAUUGGAUUUGCCAGAGUAUCCAUCUAAACAACAUUUGGAAGAGAGGUUACUGUUAGCGAUUCACGAAGCAAGUGAGGGAUUUGGAUUUGGUUAA